AUGGCUCCAGAACUCAGGAAAAGAAAGUCCGUCUCUGACGUGCAGAAGCCCAACGGCGCUGCUAAGCCUGUCAAGGCCGCCAAGGGCAAGCGGAAGGCCGCCGAAGAUGGAUCGCCCGUGUCACUGAAGAAGCAAAGGUCGGUCAAGAAGGUUGCCGUCACCGCCAAGUCGGUCGAGAAGCCGGCGCAAAAGUCCAAGAAGAGCAAGGCCGUCGAGGAGGUCAAGGUCGUUGAGGAGGAGGAAACCACCACGCUCGACAUCCCCAACGAGUCCGAGUCCGAAGCCGAGGAGAGCAACGAGGUCAAGGCCAUCGUGGAGGAGCUGGACUCUGGUGACGAGGACAUCACUGAGGGCGACGUCGUCUUCAAGCCCGGACAGGAUGUCGGCAAGAUCCCCAAGGUCUCCAAGGCGGUUCAGAAGGCCGCUGAGGGCGCCGACGAGGACGCUGGCGUCAUCUACAUCGGCCGAAUCCCCCACGGUUUCUACGAGCACGAGAUGAGACAGUACUUUGAGCAGUUUGGCACCAUUGUGGCUCUCCGACUUUCGCGCAACAAGAAGACGGGUGCCAGCAAGCACUACGCCUUUGUCAAGUUCGCUGAGGCGACUACGGCUGAGAUUGUCGCAAAGACCAUGGACAACUACCUUUUGUUCGGACACAUCCUCAAGUGCCGAGUCAUCCCCAAGGAGCAGGUGCACGACGACCUCUUCAAGGGCGCCAACCGGCGGUUCAAGCCGGUUCCCUGGAACAAAAUGGCCGGCUAUCAGCUCCAGAAACCCCUGACUGAGGCUGGCUGGACAAAGAAGGUUUCCAAGGAGCAAGGCAGGCGAGCAAAGAAGGCUGUCAAGCUCAAGGAGAUUGGCUACGAGUUUGAGGCGCCUGAGAUCAAGGACGUCCCCCCUCCUGCGCCCAAGGCCAUUGAGAACGGAGAGGAGGUCAAGGCGAUUGAGGCUGCUCCCGCCGAGGAAGAGCCCAAGGAAGAGCCCAAGGUUGAGGAGCCCAAGCCUGAGCCUGAGCCUGUUGUCGAGGAGCCCGAGGUCAAGAAGACCAAGGCAAAGCCAGCCCCCAAGGCAAAGAAGGCCAAGGGGACAAAAGCAAAGGGCCGCAAGGCAAAGGCUUGA
Fusarium vanettenii 77-13-4 is the source of this 1119-nucleotide messenger RNA. RefSeq lists its product as uncharacterized. The coding region runs from base 1 to 1119 and encodes 372 amino acids. Gene Ontology annotation, molecular function: RNA binding. Lineage: Eukaryota; Fungi; Ascomycota; Sordariomycetes; Hypocreales; Nectriaceae. Gene Ontology annotation, cellular component: nucleolus. Gene Ontology annotation, biological process: maturation of LSU-rRNA from tricistronic rRNA transcript (SSU-rRNA, 5.8S rRNA, LSU-rRNA). The record is from RefSeq and is a predicted model, not a curated record. The transcript has 4 exons.